This is a messenger RNA of Paramacrobiotus metropolitanus, 2416 nucleotides long. RefSeq lists its product as uncharacterized. The record is from RefSeq and is a predicted model, not a curated record. Gene Ontology annotation, molecular function: G protein-coupled peptide receptor activity. Gene Ontology annotation, biological process: G protein-coupled receptor signaling pathway. The transcript has 9 exons. Lineage: Eukaryota; Metazoa; Tardigrada; Eutardigrada; Parachela; Macrobiotidae. Gene Ontology annotation, cellular component: membrane. Bases 598 to 1944 code for a protein of 448 amino acids.
CUCCACUAGGGAGACUUUUAAGGCUAUUGGAAUUUAUUUUUGGUAUUUUGAAAAUUGUGCAGAUCAUGACAACAUAUCUGCUGUGUACCAAUUAAAGAAACACUUCCGGAAAUCCGUUUAUAUGUAUUGGAGCAAAUAGUCUAUGUAUCACACAACCCACCUGCCCAAUGAUCCAUCCCAUCAUGGCCAUGAUCUUGCAUCCUUCAUGCAUUAUAGACGGAUUUAAGCCAAAGAACCGAUCGUUGUCGUCAUCAUGUGGGUUAUUGUGGGCUAAACUGCCGACGUUUACAAAUGGUCCCACCUACCGGUUUCAACGUCCUGACAUCCGAAUAUCUGCUUGAAAUGCUACCCUAUCAUCGUCCCUCUGUGCACUUCGUCUUCCUGGUUAACGAUUGUGACAAUGCCCUUCACACUAAUUCACGGAAAGAAACUGUACAAGUUCAGAUUGAUCUGCUGGCCACAUGGUACGAGUAUGAUUGGUAUCAAAGCCGCUGCAGAUACCGGCUCCAAUGGAACCCGCUAAUUUCUUCGCGCUCCCUGUCAUCGGUUUUGAAAUGAAAAUUUGGAGUUGGUUUUAACCAUUACUGGUCGAAGAAAAUGGAUGACUCUACAAAGAAAUAUAUGGAAAUUAUUUUUUAUACCUAUAUCAUUCGGAUAAUCUGUGUGGUCGGUGUACUGGGAAAUACAUCCAUCUUGAUAGUACUAUCACGGCGUGGUGCCAAAGGGACGGCUUUUGUAUACAUAAAGGCGCUGGCUGGAGUGGAUUUGCUAAUCUGCAUUAUGCUCUUGGGAAUGGGUUUCAUACGUUGUGGGGAUUGUAUAUCGGGACCGGAGCAGGAAUUUGUUGGACGCGUUUAUGAGGGAUUUUUGUAUUUGCCACUGGCCAACGCGGGACAAAUGGCGAAUUUAUUUAUAACAAUGGCGAUGGCCGUCCAUCGCGCUGUAUCGGUCAGAAUAGACGCACUCAGAAUUGAUGUGCGUAAAUCCCGCACAGUCGCCAAAUCACUGGUGUUGCUCAUCGUCGGCUUCUCCUUCGUUGUCAACGGCAUUCGGUUCUUUUUCUUCACAAUUAAGGAAACGUGCGAUAUGGGUAGUGAGCUGAGAUUUGGCUCCAUCGGUCGGGUUAAUAAUGAUCCCAGCGUGAUUCCCAUGAGUUUAAUACAAAGUAGAGCCAAUGUGGAAGUAUAUUACGCCGGUGCCGUCACUGAAUUCAACGACAGUUACUAUUUGAUGUUGUCUACGGUCACGUUAAGUCCGCAACAUUCACCAUCGACAAUACAGGAAGAAUACGGCAGCGAAAUGGAUCAUGCAAACAAUGCAACUGGUCAGUCGGAUAUUUAUGGAAUAAACACAACACCGAGUCCCGUGAGAUACACUCUGGAAAAAACCGCAUUUUAUGAACGCGUGAUUAGGGGAUUUCUCCUUGCGCUAUCAACAUUACAUUUUAUUGAACUCCUGACCUUAACCACGGUCAACAUUAUCCUAAUUCGCGUGUUACGUCGUUCCAAAUCUCAGCGUAACACUUUACUCCGAACGGAGCUCCAGCACCGGAAGAAACGUGACGACGUAACGAGAAUGUUAGUGGUCACAGUCGUUGUCCAUAUAGUAUGUCAUCUCCAUUCUCCCUUUUCCGCUGAUCCCAUUGCUCAACUGGUAUUCGGUCCAGAUUACAUCAAAUCCAAUGAAUACAAUAUUCAACUUGCCGUUAACAAUACUCUGACAUUAACAAGUCACGCCAUCACCUUUUUUCUCUACCUAGUUUGCGCUAAAUUUCGCAAGCAAGUGAAACGCACUUGGGAGUGCAUUCUUGGGCAUUUAAGAAUACGGCGAUCAUCCAGAUCAUCCACGCCAACAUCCGGAUGGACUCCUAGUUAUUCAAAAGGUGGUGCCAGUCCCAUAUUACACCGCAAUCAUUCGCUGGCUGUAUCCGCUCGCUACCUUUAGCCUCAUUCACAUCUACGUUUUCAUGAACACAUCCGACCUCACUAAGCCAAAAAUAUCCGAUCCAGUCAGCUCAUGGGACUAUGAGCGCAUCAUUCCUGGUGGAAUCCGCUCCAAAAACAUUUAUUUCUGUAUUGUGCAUACUGCUGCAAUGGAACGGUGACCUUGACUGCCGUCAAGUGGUACAUGAUGAAAUUUGCCUGUACAUAAUCAAAAAGAUAAAUGUUUUCCAUGAUUCUAUAAUCGCAGAAUUCGUGAAAAUUUACAGUGGAAGUAAUUUCGCUAUUACAACGACACUUGUACAAAAGGCAUCAUUUUCAGUUUUGCAAUCACUUUUUGCAGUAUUGGGUGCGGCAAUGGUGCAUGUUUUGCAUUACUUACCGAGCUCCUUCUUAUAAUUAAUUGGCUGUGUUUUUUGUACAUAUGUGCAGAAAUUUGUUGAUUUUACCAAGCAUUUAUUGGAAGGCAAUUAUUA